Tribolium castaneum (red flour beetle) is the source of this 2506-nucleotide messenger RNA. RefSeq names its product numb (gene numb). The record is from RefSeq and is a predicted model, not a curated record. Gene Ontology annotation, cellular component: cytoplasm. The coding region runs from base 376 to 1794 and encodes 472 amino acids. Lineage: Eukaryota; Metazoa; Arthropoda; Insecta; Coleoptera; Tenebrionidae. The transcript is spliced from 3 exons.
UGCUCCAACCGUCGUUUCUUUCCCGACCGUUUUUUCAAAAUUUUCCGCCGAAAACCCCGGAUUUUUCCGGCAGCUCCGCGUGCCUCAUCUCGCAUUGAAAUCACCUCGUGUUUGUGUGAAAAUCUCGCGUUUGGCCACGUUCCAAGGUCGUCCGGUGUGGAAGAUGGUCGUCUUUCUUCUUCCAUGAAGAAAAUCUUCAUGCAACUGCAUUCUUCAGGCUGUGGUGGCGGCCAAGCGCUUCCUGUUCUAUAAUGGGCUUGAUUUUUACGUGCGCUAACGAACUGGUCUAACGCUUACCCCAAGCAUCUGUUGGACCGCAUCUGCUCUUCUUUAGUGUGUUCAGUUCGGGUGUGUGAGUGGGACCAAGUUGGGAAAAUGGGAAAUCAUCCGUCCAACCAUCAGCCGCUGGAAAGGACUAAUGUGGGGAAAUUCGGGGAUCCACACACGAGGCGAAGUCUACGUUCUCCUCGGAAAAUGGAUAGGUUAAGGAGGUCCUUCAGGGAUUCCUUUCGGCGACGAAAGGAUCGUGUCCCUGAAAGUUCCAAACCUCAUCAAUGGCAAGCGGAUGAAUCAGCUGUCAGGUCCGGAACUUGCACUUUCGCUGUGAAAUAUUUAGGCUGUGUUGAAGUUUUCGAAUCGAGGGGAAUGCAAGUGUGUGAGGAGGCCCUCAAAGUGCUUCGAGGUUCCCGCCGUCGCCCAGUCCGCGCCGUCCUCCACGUGAGCGGCGACGGUCUCCGCGUGGUCGAGGACGAGUCGAAAGGUCUGAUCGUCGACCAAACGAUCGAGAAAGUCUCCUUCUGCGCCCCCGACCGCAACCACGAGCGCGGCUUCAGCUACAUCUGCCGCGACGGCACCACCCGGCGCUGGAUGUGCCACGGCUUCCUGGCCCUGCGCGAGUCUGGCGAGCGGCUCUCGCACGCCGUGGGCUGCGCCUUCGCCGUGUGCCUGGAGCGCAAGCAGAAGCGGGACAAGGAGUGCGGCGUGACCAUGAUGUUCGACACCAAGAACGCCACGUUCACGCGCAGCGGCUCCUUCCGGCAGCAGGGGCUCACCGAGCGGCUGGAGCGCGGCGUGGACGUGGGCCCCCCGCGGCCCGCGCCCGUCAACCCCUUCGCCAUCGAGCGCCCCCACGCCACGCCCAGCAUGCUGCAGCGGCAGGGCAGCUGCCGCGGCUUCAGCACCCUGGGCCAGAACUCGCCCUUCAAGCGCCAGAUGUCGCUGCGCGUCAACGAGCUCCCGAGCAACACGGCGCGGCUGAACGCCUACAAGUCGCCCACGUCGCCGACGAACCCCAAGCCCCAGGUGUCCCCCAUCCCGGAGAUCUCGCCCGGCGACUCCGUCACCGCUCUCUGCCAGCAGCUGAGCCAGGGGCUGAGCCAGCUGACGCACAGCGGCUCCGACGACUUCAACUUCAACAACCAGACCUCGAUCAACCAGAACACGGUCAAUCUGAGCGUCACAACGAUCAACAACAGCUUCAGCCCCAACUUGAGCCAGAGCCAGGUCACGACCAGUAUUACUUCGAACGCCAGCAGCUUGCCGAAGCCGGACCAGUGGCUGGGGCAGAUCGUCAACUCCACGUCGCCCGUGCCGGCGAAGAUGGACGGGGUGUCGCCCCGGCGGGGCCCCCUCCUGGGGGCGCACUCGCGGGCCAUGUCGCUGGACUCCUCGGGGGCGUUCCAGCGGACGGCGGACCCGUUCGACGCAGAGUGGGCCGACAUCGCGGCUAAAAACAACCCGACUAACCCUUUCCUGUCCUCAGCCGCCCCGCAGCCGUUUCAGAUCCAGCUCUAGUUAACUUGUGAUUCAUUCCAAUAAGUUGUUGAGGUAUUUGUUGUUUAAUGUUGCCAGGACUGACUGUGCAAUCUUGUAAAUAAUGUUGAGAGGAUGUGUAAAGACCCGGGGAACGAAGUUUAUGCUCAGUUUUUAUUUAUUUCAUUAGGGACGUUAGAAACAUUUCGAAUUGUAAUAACUCACCUGCCAAGCUAAAUGCACAAAAUUGUCUGUACUUAAGAUAGUCUUUCCAUAGUUGCAGUUAGACGAGUUAUAUCAUUACAAGGCUGAGAAAUGUAGGUACAAUACAUUCCAUUAUCACUAUUAAUUAACGAUUGGUGAGUUUGGAGCUAGAUUGCCGUCCACCUAUAAUUUGACCGUUCAAUUAAUCCAGUUGGACUUUUGUUACUAAGCGCAAGAAUUGACUUAUUGUUGAUUUUUAUUUAAUUUUCUAGUGUAAUAUAACUAUAAUAACGUGCAGCAUCGGGAAUAGGAUCGAAUUAAUAAUGAUAAAACUGUAUUAUUAGAAUUAUAGGUGAUAACGACUUUUUACUUUAUGUUUUUGUAAAUGUUAUAGCGAUGCUAUUUACUGUUUGUAUUUAUUACUUUUUCAAUAUGAGAGCACGCAGCUCUAAUAUUAUGGCACAUGUACUUAUUAUAUACACUUGUAUUAUACAAAAGUCUUAAUUAUGUUUUUUUCUGUAAUAUAGUAAUAAAUAAGUAUUAUCUGUUA